Messenger RNA from Oryctolagus cuniculus (rabbit), 3391 nucleotides. It is a transcript of the gene TMEM255A, whose product is annotated as transmembrane protein 255A. The record is from RefSeq and is a predicted model, not a curated record. NCBI's taxonomy places the organism in Eukaryota, Metazoa, Chordata, Mammalia, Lagomorpha, Leporidae.
CAGGGGAAGGAAGGGGGAGGAGUUGCAGCUCUCAACCAGAGCCUGUCUCUCUGAGAUAUCAAAGGGACCAAGAAAGGCAGCUCCGGAGUAGGAUGCUCUGCGGGACGCCCUGAGCCGGGGAGCCGCUUAAAGCAGCUUCGGGGACUGGGGCCAUUGGGCAGCUUUCACCAUGCAUCAGUCCCUGACUCAGCAGCGGUCCAGCGACAUGUCCCUGCCCGAUUCCAUGGGAGCCUUCAAUCGGAGGAAACGGAAUUCCAUCUAUGUCACCGUGACUUUGCUUAUUGUGUCCGUGUUAAUUCUCACGGUGGGCCUUGCUGCAACCACCAGGACGCAGAAUGUGACUGUUGGGGGUUAUUACCCGGGAGUUAUUCUUGGCUUUGGGUCAUUCCUUGGAAUCAUCGGAUCAAACCUCGUUGAGAACAAACGGCAGAUGCUGGUGGCUUCUAUUGUGUUUAUCAGCUUUGGUGUUAUUGCAGCUUUUUGUUGUGCCAUAGUUGAUGGAGUCUUUGCUGCCAGACACAUUGAUCUGAAGCCACUGUAUGCUAACCGGUGCCACUAUGUCCCCAAGACAUCCCAGAAAGAAGCUGAGGAAGUCAUAAGUUCCUCAACAAAAAAUUCUCCUUCCGCGAGGGUUAUGAGGAACCUUACCCAGACAGCUAGAGAGGUGAACUGUCCACACCUCAGCCGUGGGUUCUGCACACCUCGCAUCCGGGGCAACACCUGCUUCUGCUGUGACCUCUACAACUGUGGCAAUCGCGUGGAGAUCACUGGUGGGUACUAUGAAUAUAUAGACGUCAGCAGCUGCCAGGACAUCAUCCACCUCUACCACCUGCUCUGGUCUGCCACCAUUCUCAACAUUGUCGGCCUGUUCCUGGGCAUCAUCACUGCUGCUGUCCUUGGAGGCUUUAAAGACAUGAAUCCGACUCUCCCAGCGCUGAACUGUUCUGUUGAAAAUACCCAUCCAACUGUUUCGUACUACGCUCGUCCCCAAGUGGCAUCCUACAAUACCUACUACCAUAGUCCGCCUCACCUGCCACCAUAUUCUGCUUAUGACUUUCAGCAUUCCAGCGUCUUUCCAUCCUCUCCCCCUUCUGGACUUUCUGAUGAGCCCCAGUCUGCUUCUCCCUCACCCAGCUACAUGUGGUCUUCGAGUGCACCACCCCGUUACUCUCCUCCCUACUAUCCACCUUUUGAAAAGCCACCACCUUACAGUCCCUAAAGAGGAAUACCUGCUCACUAUUGAGAUUAUUGUGGCUUUUGUAUUUCUGCUUUAGUGGAAGUAAGUAGGGUACAAAAUUUAAAGUGACUCUUAUGCAUAAGGUUUUACAAAUGGCCAGACAGGCUAGGGAAAGAAAGAGAUGAAGCUUAUUCCUUAGCACUGCAGAAUCCAACACUUCAAGGAGGGCAGCUCACACUAAACAAGGCUGGGGAGCCAGCCCAGCAAGAAGCUUGUCAUGUUUGGACCUGCCUUACCCUAUGUUCCACCUCUGUACUGAGCAAAUGUGUGGUUACCAUCUAUUUUAGUUUAUGUAAAGGAGUGUUGUCCUCAGGCCUUUGACAGAUUGCCACCCUAGCACCCUGGUGGAAGCAUCUGGCUUAUAAGCGCUCUUUCCCUACCACUGAAGUCAGUCUCUAAGGAACAUUUCCCAGGUGAUGGGGCUACCCAGUAGUUCCAAUACAGAGAGUUCUGGCUAAGAUUUUGUCUGCUUGUGGAAAAAAAGCUGCCCCUAUCUUACUCCUUUUUUCUUUGUAUUGUAAAAACAACUUUGAGACCAUUCAGCUCAGUUUUUGUUACCUCCUAAAGGGAAAAGUGCAAUAUUCCCUUGAGUAGUAAGAGAACAUGACUGAUUGUUCCAGAAGCAGAGCAACAUGUGAUAUAUUUUAAGCAGAUCUCAGUAAGAAAUCUGACAACUUAGGAGACAGUGGUUCGAUUACAAGUUGCAUUAUUAGAAAAUUUGCUGCAGGAGAUAUAAAUCUUAUGAUUGAAAUUCAGUUUUAAAAUGUUAGAUUAGGUUCUUGGGUUGUGACAUGAAUUGUUACUAAUUGUUGUGACUAUUUAAUCUUCAACUACUGUGCUUCAGCCCCAGCAAACCGCACGUAUCCUGCACCUCACCCCAGAAGAAUCAUCUGUAUUUUAAUACCAUUGCUCUUAUUGGCCCUUUUUUCUGUUAAAACCAAUCAAGAUAGUGUUCAAUUCAACAUUAUGAAAGUGUUACAAUGGCACAUCAAGUCUGUAAAAUCUCAAAUGUACCCAACGUGACAAAUUCUUAGGUGUCACCAUAGAUUUAAAAUCCAUUUGGUACACUGGCCAAUUUUACAAUUCAUUUAAUUUACAUAGCUUUAAACCAUCAAUUUGAUGAGUUUAAAACACUUUAGCACCCAUUCCUUCACUUUAGGAUGAACACUUUCAUUGUCAUCUUAUGUUAACCUGAGAAUACAUUUAAAGGAAGACUGAUAAUCCUACGUAUAAUGUAAAAAUACCGGGGCUUCAGAAGGGUACUUAAUUAAGACAGUUUUGCAAACACAGAACACAUACUGGAAAAAUUUCCAGCCAAUUUUGCUACCUCCUGACUUGAUGGAUUUGAGGUAGCAGACAAACGCUGGUGCUCCCAUCUACCUUGUAGACACCUGGCCAUCAAGAAUCCCCAAAUCACAACAAGUGCACUCAUUGUUCAAUGUUUGCAAAAUAUCCAGUUUAAUUUUCAGAAUCAUGUUGUCUUAUCCAGAUUGCAAAUCUGAAAAACUAUAAUCCUUUUGCAUUAUACAAAAUAACUAUUAUUUUUUACAGUGCUGAGCAUAUUCAAAUUCUAUUGGAUUUUAAUAGUGUCUAAUAACCAACUUACAAUACAAAUAUUGACUUGUUAGAAUACUCAAAUAUAUUUUUUGCUGUUUACACUUAACCUUUUGCUUUAGUGAAUGUGUACAUUUAGUUUUUUAAAAGGCACCAUUACACAAAAUACCCUACAUUUAUCACAUUUCUUAAAAUGUUAAGAUUCUAUAACUCAUUUCUAUGUAUUUUUCUUACUUUACAAAAUAACUUGAAACAGUAUAGAUUUUGUAACACUUAAUUUGAGCAGCUUCUUUUUUUAUUACAUUGAAUUAUAUAAAGUGCACGUUACCUUAGAAAAAUAUUUGCUGCUUUACUGUUUUGCAAAACAUUUGCUGUAAUGAAGGAAUUUGUAUCUCCAACAUGUAUUUGACUGCAUUUUGUAAUAUUUACUGCUUAAUUCCUAAUUCUGCUUUAAAGUAUUGAACUGGGCAUGAAAUAUUAAAAUAUUAAUCCAAAACUUUAUGAACUGGAUGUUGCUUAAAAAUCUGUAUCACUGCCAUGUUGGAAAAUUCAGACUGCUUUUGUGAUGUUUCAAAUUAAUAAAAUCAUCCUCCUUAUCCA